This is a messenger RNA of Macrobrachium nipponense, 1610 nucleotides long. RefSeq lists its product as uncharacterized. NCBI's taxonomy places the organism in Eukaryota, Metazoa, Arthropoda, Malacostraca, Decapoda, Palaemonidae. The coding region runs from base 24 to 1400 and encodes 458 amino acids. The transcript is spliced from 6 exons. The record is from RefSeq and is a predicted model, not a curated record.
GUUUUUCAUUUUUAGUAAACAAGAUGCAACGAACAACACUGGGUUAUGUGGGCAGCCUUCUGGUCUUUUGUGACAUCUUGCUUGUCCUCACAGGUUACGAGAUACCUCGAGGUUGCAUGGUGGAAAGAACUUCUAUAUCAGUUGAACCGAUUGAAUUCGAUUCGGUUGACUUCCACGUCCACAUCUCCCAUUCAGGGUCCAACGGCAGUCUCGGAAAACUCUUUGAGGCGCGUCUCGAAUGCAAAGAUAAUUCCUACUUGAAUUACGACAUCAUCACCGUGGCAGAUGAGAACGUUCUUCUUGAGAUUAAUCGUGAUGAGAUUAAUCGUGGUGAAAGGAACAAAACCUUUCCUUUAGUGGUUCCAAGGUUCCAAGAGGGGUGGACAAAAUUCAGCCUCGGUUUUGUGAAGCAUUACUUCCUGCAGGGUACAGGAGGCCAUCUCUGGUGGGCUCACAACGACUCUUCUACUGACUGUCACGUAGUCAAGGUCGAAGUAAACGGUUUUCUGUUAAUGCGGUAUUGUCCAUCCCAGGAAGUAUCCUGGAGGGUAUCAGAUAGGGAAUGGAUAGACGUGCCUUUGUUUAUAAAUUCCGGGAACAGCAACACAGAACAUCUGAUACUGUAUUCCUCCGAGGAUUUCUAUCCUAAGAUGAAAUUAGACGAAUGGGAAUUCUGGAUUGGGAUGGACGCCAAUGCUAUGGCCAUCAAGAAGGAGAGAGAGGACAGACCGCUUCCAUCUUUCACUGAACAUCACCUGGUAUUGCUCUUCAGGGAAUCCAAGAACAACUCCACAGAAAUUAGGAUAAUGAGCGAGAACAGAGAACUCUCCUCGCAAGCAGUGAAACAAAAACCCAGGCAUUUAAAGGUGUUGAAGGGUGGGAACGCUUCAUAUUUCCUUACUCAGCGGCAGAGGAGCACUCCCGACAACGAAGUUGAAAUUAUUCCAUCACAUCCAGCAAACCCAUCAGAUACCAUCUGGAUUCUUUCGGGAGUGCUGGGUCUUUGUUGUGUUGUCAUCACAGUGCAGUUAACAUGGCAAUUACGGCUCUACUGGACUUUCAAGAGGAAGAUCUCCACCACUGAAGGCACUGUCAAUAGGAGACGCCUUAAUGGAGAAGAUCAUCUUGAUCAUGUCCAAAUUUCGGCACCAUGGGGUCACCCAACACUGCCUCUCCCAGCAUCACCGCCUCCCCCGACGCCCCUCUCAUUUCGAGGACCAUCUCGUCCUCCCUUGCCGAGAGGACGCGUUGUCCUUCAGGAAAGACAGAGAAGUCCAGAGGAACACGCCUAUUAUGAGAUGCUGCCAUUUGCUACUGGAAUCCUGGCUAAAGCCAACGUGGCUGACGUCGAAGACAGCGCUGAGACCGUCAAUGACAUAUAUGAAAGUACGAGCGAGUAAAAUGUCCGGCAGAACUGCAGUCACAUGAGCUAAUAUUAUUGUUAAGAGGUCAUACUUUGGAAAUGUGAAGUGGUGAUGUUAAUGAAUUGCAAAAGAAUAGUUUGUGAAAAACAUUUUGAUUCGGGAAACCUCUUCUUUUCAUCAUACAGCUGUGAAUACAACGGCAAAAUGGAGGAAUAUUACUUUCAAGAAGAAAGCUCUUUGAUUUAU